UUCCACUAACGUGCCAUUGGAUCGGCGUAAGAAGGACCCGCCUUAUAUACAGGAAGAACACACACUGUUUCCAGAUGGCGGUGUCUGGCAAAGUGGCGACUCUGCGGCUUCCCCCUCUCCCUACAAUAGGGGAGAUCAUCAAGUUGUACAACCUCAGAGCUGAGAAGCAGCUGUCUCAGAACUUCCUCCUGGACAUGAGACUUACAGAUAAGAUCGUGCGGCAGGCGGGCAGCCUGAAGAACGCCCACGUGUGUGAGGUGGGGCCCGGCCCCGGGGGACUGACGCGCUCCAUCCUGAACGCAGGAGCUGCAGAUCUGCUGGUGGUGGAGAAGGACCCCCGCUUCAUGCCCAGCUUACAGCUCCUGGCGGAGGCGGCCCCUGGCAGGGUCAGGGUAGUUCAGGGCGACAUCCUCACCUACAAGAUGGAGCGCGGCUUCACGCCUGACAUCGCAAAGAAAUGGGAGGACGAGCCUCCUAACCUGCAUGUGAUUGGCAACCUGCCGUUCAGCGUGUCCACGCCACUCAUCAUCAAGUGGUUAGAGUGCAUCUCAUCCCAAAGUGGACCCUUCGCAUUCGGCCGCACACAACUCACCCUCACCUUCCAGAAAGAGGUGGCCGAGAGGCUGAUAGCGAGUACAGGCAGCAAGCAGAGGAGCAGGUUGUCAGUCAUGGCUCAGACCUACUGCAGUGUCAAGAGCUGCUUCACCAUCCCGGGCAAGGCCUUCGUCCCCAAGCCUGAGGUGGACGUGGGGGUGGUGCACUUCACUCCCCUGGCUCAGGCCCAGAUCCAGCAGCCCUUCAAUCUGGUGGAGAAGCUCGUCAAGAACGCCUUCCAGUUCCGCCGAAAACACUGCUUCCGAGGGCUUGCGAUGUUGUUCCCUGAGCCCGACCGCUCCGACCUAACCCAUGAGCUGCUGCGGCUGUCCCGCGUGGAGCCCACGCUGCGCCCCACCGAGCUCACCAUCCCCCACUUCCGCUCGCUGGCCAACGCCUACGGCCGCCUCUGCUCCCAGAACCCCCAGCUGGUCUCCUACGACUUCAGGGAGGAGCUUCGGCUCAAGAACCUGAACCGCAAAGGACAACCAGGUGGCAGUGGUGGUGGUGGUGGUGGUGGAGGUGAUGGAGAUGGAGAUGGUGGGGAUGAUAAGAAUCACCAGCGACGUCAUAAGAAGAACAAGGAACAAGGAUCUGAGGAGGAGUACUAAAAGCCCCUGAAACAAAAAAAGGGGGAAAUAGGUGGUGGCCGGUAGUGGUAAUGGUGAUGGUUGGGGACGAGCAUCGUGGCCAUUGACGUCAUAAGAACAACGGACAAACAGCCACUACUGAAUUGGAGGGGUAUUAGAAGGUGAGGGAAGGGGGCUAGUGGUGGCAGUGGUGAGGAAUGAAAGUCCCAUUGUCCAAUGAAGUGAACUCGUACACCUCCAGGUGCACUAUUACCUGAUCCAGAACAUUUUCAAAAUAAAAGUCUGUGAGCUGCUAAACAAAAUGCAUUUAAACUAAAGACUUACCAAUGAGCAUAGCCAUUAACAUCAUACAAAGAGCUAACAGCCAUCACUGAGUUGAUGGAGCAGAAUUAGUAGCCCACACAAUUGAAGCAGGUGGCAGGGGAGAUGAGGCAGUGGUGAUGAGCAUUUGUUUGAUCUAUGUAUCUCAUGUUUAACCAAGGAGGUCCCACUGAGAUACAAUGGAUAUUUCUCAAAGUGAAGUGUCCUAGCCUUGAUAGGACGAGUACAGCCCAUUUUUCGCAGAUUUCACCAAAGAAGAGUGUCCCAUAAGUAGAACUUCUAAGUGUAGUUAAUAAUUAGUUACACCAGGCACAAAUUGGCAUUACUCACACUUGCUAGGCUAGGACACUUAACAUUGUGAAAUGCCCAGUAUCUCUUCUUUCAAAGAGUCCUGGCCAAGAUGGCUGUUUUAAAAGUUUACAGCAUAGCCAUCAACGUCAUAAGAAGAAGAAGGCACAAAGAGCCGCCACGUGAGUUAGAGGAGGAGUAUUAGAGGUACGGUAGGAGAGGGGGGAGGAACAUUAACGGGUUGAGAGAGGAGGAGAUGAGCUGGAAUGAGAUGAGAUGAGAUGAAAGGAGGUAUGUGACAAGGAGGAAGAAAAAGAGAGGGAGAAGGAAAGAGGAAGACAACAGACUGCUCUUAGCGCUGACAUGCCCACCAGGCAGGCAAAUGGCAUGAAUUUUUCAACGCUGGGUUGGGUGGAACGUUCCUCCACUCCAGAAAGACUGUGACGAUAGUAUGGAGCAAGCCCCUGCUUUUUUAUAUAUAUAUAUAUAUAGACUCGGACACA
Messenger RNA from Engraulis encrasicolus (European anchovy), 2296 nucleotides. It is a transcript of the gene tfb1m, whose product is annotated as transcription factor B1, mitochondrial. The record is from RefSeq and is a predicted model, not a curated record. The transcript is spliced from 8 exons. The coding region runs from base 75 to 1205 and encodes 376 amino acids. NCBI's taxonomy places the organism in Eukaryota, Metazoa, Chordata, Actinopteri, Clupeiformes, Engraulidae. Gene Ontology annotation, molecular function: rRNA (adenine-N6,N6-)-dimethyltransferase activity; mitochondrial transcription factor activity. Gene Ontology annotation, cellular component: mitochondrial matrix. Gene Ontology annotation, biological process: rRNA methylation; transcription initiation at mitochondrial promoter.